CUUGUGGUCCUCUAUUUCUACUACUAACACCACAACCAGCAGAGUACUAAUGGAAUUUUUGUUACCUCUGCAACCAACUCCAACAGCACCUGAAACAGUUCUCUAACUUUGAAACCUCUCUCCUCCUCUCUCUCUUUCAAAUACCCUUCAAUAAUCUUGCUACGACACAUCUUCUGGAUCCUCUAAUCAUCAUUCUCUUCUCUUCUCCUCCAUGUUCAAGGAACUUUAAUUUCUCGCUAACUUCAAACAUAAAACAUGUGUUGCUCAUUCAAAUAGUUUCUUUCCAGAGAGAUCUGUUUCUAUCUUGUCAUAAUUCUUGUAAAACACUACUACUCCUUGUUUUGUUUUGUUUCUUAUUCCCUCCUUUCAAAUACUCUCAAAGUUGCGUUUGAAAGAUGGAUCUUUUUCAAAACCCAUCUUGUAUAAAAUCAAAGAGAUUGGAAGCAGGAUUAUGGGUUGCAAAGCUUGUGCUGAUGAUGAUGGGGGUUGUAUCCCUUCUUUUUUUGUUGAAAGUGGCAAUAAUCCCAUACACAUUCGAUCUUCUUCUCUCGACUCUCCCUCGCCUUUGGACCUCUGCAAGAAGCUGGUUGACUCUCCCAUUUGUUUACAUCAUUGUCAACUUCAUCAUCAUCACCAUUGCUGCUUCCUCCAACUUCUCCCACCAAUCCAUACCCUUCUCUUCUGCUACUUCUUCACCCAAGAAAACUGAUGCAGAUUCAGAUUCAGAUGCAACCACCACUGUUUCAGACCCUCCCACCAACCCAACUACUCACCCGGUAAUCCAAAACAAUGAGCCACCAAAUCAACAAGAGAAAGAGGUUAUUCAACAUGAAGAAGAAGAAGAAAAAGAAGUAGAAGUUGUUGAUGCUGAUUAUGACUAUGAUAAGUUAAGAGCACUUGGUUUGUCUUUUGAGAAAAUCCUGACCAGCCCAUCAUUGGAAAAGUGCACCAACGACUAUUUCUUGCCGGAAUCCGAUGAAAAAGGUGAUGAUCGUGAUCACGAUGAUGAUCAUGAUGAUACACUAGAAGCAACAUGGAGGGCUAUCAUGGAGGGUCAAGGGAAAACAAUGAAGCCGCAGCUGAAGAAGAGUGACACAUGGAGUGGUGGUGCAAGGAUUUCCAAGGCAGAGCCAUUUCAACGACAUAACAAUGGACAAGGCUAUGGUGGUGGCGAUGAUGAUGAUCCUGUAACUUGGGCUCAAAAGGAGCUGAGAAAGUCUGAGACUUUCAACGACAGAGCUUCGUUGAGGAGGGAGAAGUCAAUGACCCCUGAGGAGUUGAAUCUCAGGGCUGAAGCAUUCAUCAAGAAUUUCAACAAUCAGAUGAAGCUUCAGAGACUUGAAUCUUACCAACGUUACAUGAAAAUGGUCAAUGGCCGAGCUUAGCUUGAUGUUGUUCUUCAUCUUCCUUUUUCACCAGUCACAGUGAAAAUAAUAAUUUAGCAAAAUGAGAGUCUCUUGAAGUAUAUUAACCAUUUGAAGGACUUGAUGUGUGUACAUAUUUUUGCUGCUGAGACUGUGUGAGGAAGCCAAAACAUGUGUAUCAGAGGACAUGGUGGACUUUUUCCCUUGUCAAGUUUCUUGUGACAUAGUAGGCAUAAUAUUAUUAGUAGUUUUUUCCCCCUAAUCUAUGUUGUUCUCUUUCAAUAAGUCUAGUGUUUUAUAUAUAUUAUAUGAUAUAUAUAAACAUAAGGGUUGUAGUAAGUAUGUAAUUUGAACCCUAGGCAACACGCACUAAGAGGAGGAUUAUUUGUACUUAUGCUGCAAUUUCAUGCAGAGCUAGUUUGCAAGCUAAUUUACUUUAGUA
Arachis duranensis is the source of this 1806-nucleotide messenger RNA. RefSeq lists its product as uncharacterized. Lineage: Eukaryota; Viridiplantae; Streptophyta; Magnoliopsida; Fabales; Fabaceae. The transcript has 3 exons. The record is from RefSeq and is a predicted model, not a curated record. The coding region runs from base 396 to 1385 and encodes 329 amino acids.